Molecule: messenger RNA, 2605 nt
Organism: Musa acuminata AAA Group (dessert banana)
Lineage: Eukaryota; Viridiplantae; Streptophyta; Magnoliopsida; Zingiberales; Musaceae
Product: coronatine-insensitive protein homolog 1b
Exons: 3
Coding region: 312-2075 (587 amino acids)
Biological process (GO): SCF-dependent proteasomal ubiquitin-dependent protein catabolic process
Cellular component (GO): SCF ubiquitin ligase complex
Source: RefSeq, a predicted model, not a curated record
UCUCUCUCUCUCUCUCUCUCUCUCUCUCUUUCUCGCCUCCUUUUUAGCGGAGCGAAGGCGACAAGAAAAACAAAACCAGAAAAAUUCCCACUGAAAUUUAGGGUUGACGCUUUCCGGCGAUCGAUGGCCCGCUCCGACAUCCCGAUUCCGCCUCGGAUUUAGCUGCUGGGUCUGCUCUUUGCUCGUAAUUGUUUGGCUCUUUAGCUGUUAGAUCGGGAGGAAAGGUUCUUGAUCCGUCGGAAUCGAUGGAGCCCCCGGCGGCUGCCUUUCGGUAGCGGAUCCGGUGGUAAGGCAGUUUCUGGGUUGGGGGAAUGGAGCGGCCGACCUUGAAUAGGGUGAUGAGCUUUGCGAUAUCUGAUUUGGCGUUGGAGUUCGUGCUGGGGCACGUGGACGACCCGCGUGACCGGGAGGCCGUGUCGCUGGUGUGCAAGAAGUGGUACCAGAUCGACGCCCUCUCGCGGAAGCAUGUCACCAUCGCUAUCUGCUACUCCACCAGUCCCGAGCGGCUGCGGCGGAGGUUCCCCAACCUCGAGUCCCUCAAGCUCAAGGGGAAGCCCCGGGCCGCCAUGUUCAAUCUCAUUCCUGAAGACUGGGGUGGGUAUGCCGGGCCUUGGGUCAGGGAGAUCGCCAAGGCAUUCAAUUGCCUCAAGUCGCUGCACCUCCGGCGGAUGAUCGUCAAGGACGACGAUAUCGGCGUGCUGGUCAAGGCCAGGGGUCAUAUGCUCGAGUCGCUCAAGCUCGACAAGUGCUCUGGCUUCUCCACAGAUGCCCUCUUCCUGGUUGCGCGUUCGUGCAGAUGCCUUAGAACAUUGUUUUUGGAAGAAAGCUCAAUUACUGAGAAUGAUGGCAAAUGGGUUCAUGAAAUUGCUAUUAAUAAUUCUGUGCUUGAGACUUUGAAUUUCUAUAUGACAGAACUCAGAGUUACACCACAGGACCUCGAGUUACUUGCUAAGAAUUGCAGGUCCUUGGUUUCCUUGAAGAUCAGUGAAUGUGACAUUUCUGAUUUGGUUAAUUUUUUCCGCAUUGCAACGUCAUUGGAAGAGUUUGGCGGGGGUUCAUUCAAUGAUCAAGUUGGAGAGGUUGAUAGUUAUAAGAAGAUCCAGUUUCCUCCCAAGCUAUGUUGCAUAGGCCUCAUCUAUAUGGGGAAGAAUGAAAUGGACAUAUUAUUUCCAUUUGCUGCUGCACUUAAGAAGCUGGACUUGCAGUAUACAUUUCUCAGCACUGAGGAUCAUUGUCAGCUGAUCCAACGUUGUCCAAAUCUGGAAGUUCUUGAGGUGAGGAAUGUGAUUGGUGAUAGAGGAUUAGAGGUUGUCGCUCAGACAUGUAAGAAACUCCGAAGGCUCAGAAUAGAACGAGGGGAUGAUGAACAGGGUCUAGAGGAUGAACAGGGUCGGGUUUCCCAGGUUGGUCUGUCGACUCUAGCACAGGGAUGCCUUGAAUUGGAAUACCUGGCAGUAUAUGUCUCCGAUAUCACAAAUGCAGCUCUUGAGUGUAUUGGCAAUUUCAGCAAAAACCUAUGCGAUUUUCGUCUUGUUUUACUCGACAGAGAAGAGAGGAUAACAGACUUGCCCCUUGACAAUGGGGUCCGUGCUCUGCUGAGAGGAUGCACCCAGCUCAGGAGACUUGCUGUUUAUCUGAGACCUGGAGGUCUCUCAGACGUAGGUCUCGGUUACAUUGGCGAAUAUAGCAACAACGUACGGUGGAUACUGAUGGGUAAUGUUGGGGAAUCCGACCGUGGAAUGCAGCUGUUUUCACGGGGAUGCCCACGCCUGCAAAAGCUAGAGCUGAGGAGCUGCUGUUUUAGCGAGCGUGCUUUAGCCAUGGCAGCUUUGCAGCUACCUUCCUUGAGAUAUCUAUGGGUUCAGGGAUACGUUGCAUCCCCUACGGGCCGCGACCUUUUGGCCAUGGCGCGUGACUUCUGGAACAUAGAAUUUAUACCUCCGAGACAGGAUGCCGAUGGAAUCGAAGACAGGCGAGGCAAUAUCGAGAGUCAGGCUCAAAUUCUGGCUUACUACUCUCUUGCUGGAAAACGAACAGAUUGCCCAGAGACCGUGAUACCUCUGUAUCCAGCCUGAGUGCUACAUACCGUGCCUUUGCUGUUUCCUUCUGCCCUACUCUAUCGCCGAUUAGGAUCGACGGUGGCGCCAGUGAUGAACACGUCUAUAUGUGUUGUCUGUAUCAAUUUGAUAAUUUGUGCAGCCAGUACUAUAAUAAGCUGUCUUCUUCUCUGAAAGCCGAUGAGCUUUCUGAUCGGCUGACGGGUUUAUCACGUGGUAAGUGCUGAUUCUGUCACGGCACCUCUGCCAAAUCUAUUAUUUUAUUGCUUGUUAAGUGCUGAUCUUUCUUUCGAGCAUCGGGACAUCCUCUCUGGGGAGAUGUCACCACGAAGAAGACCGCGUUGCCCUUGGGUUCUUGCUAACUCUGUGAUCUCAGCUGCCUUCUAUGAUCUGUUUAUCUGAAUCAUGAUACUAGUUGAGAGGAAGCUGUGUCUCAAAGUGUUGCCAUUCAAGUCAAUAUGUAGCAUCAGUGUAGCAAGCGGUCAUGUACGCAGAUUGACAAUAUCAUUUCAAGUAGGGGAUGAACAGCGAUUGGUUUUUCUGUUUUC